Messenger RNA from Danio rerio (zebrafish), 4841 nucleotides. Lineage: Eukaryota; Metazoa; Chordata; Actinopteri; Cypriniformes; Danionidae. The record is from RefSeq and is a predicted model, not a curated record.
CAUCCCUUCGUAUAAUCCACAUCUAGGGCAAGCAGGCUGAGAGUCAAUCCAGUGCUCAGCUUCUCUCUGCAGACUGGGAAAAGAGUGAGAGAAAGAAGGCAAGAAAACGCUUCCAGAAGCAGGAGGAAACGCAGAAGGAAGAAAUCUGGCAAGCAGAGACUUUCAGAGGAAGACCUGAUCACGGAUAUCGUUUAUAUAUAGAAAUUGUUUAUAUAUAUAUCUAUAUAUAUUUGUACACACGCAUAUUGAUAUUUAUAGAAAUAUAUAUGUAUACAUAUAUACCUGUAUAUAAUUGUAUUUGUGCUCGUCUGUUUAUAUUGAUAUUUUUAUAUGUACUUGUGUGUGUGUAAAUAUAUACAUAUAUAAACAAAUGAAUAUAUAUAUCUAUGAAUUUAUAUACAUAUCACUGUGAAGCAACAGAAGCAAGAAGAGAACUCGACCAUCGGGGCUGGUCUCUGAUUCCGAGAUCAUACACACUAUUUUCAGCAUUAUUUUUCCAAGCCUUUUGCAUCGACUGGAGGAAGACUACCAAGCUUUUUCUAUUUUUCAUCACCCUGUUGCUACCUCCUCAUCUCUUUUUGUGGAUCGCCAGGAACAAAGAGGAGGAUAACAGGGUUUGUGAAGAUUUCUGCCAUUUGUGCUGCCGUUCUGCGCGCUGCGUUUGAUCUGAGCAGGCAGCAGCAGCAGCAGUGAGAUAGAAAGAGACAGAGAGCGCCGCACCGCCUGAACUAGCCAGCAUGCACAAACAUCACCACUGCUGCAAGUGCCCAGAAUGCUAUGAAGUGACCCGCAUGGCCGCCCUGCGCAGGAUGGACGCCCCAGCAUAUGGAGAAUGGCAGCCCGAACCCUACGGAUACCCGGCCGGCUAUGGGGGUGGCCAGACCUUACCGCCCCAGACCUCGGGUGGAGGAGGGGGAAUGGGUGGAGGGGGCACUUUGGGGAGAAGUAAAGGGAAAAUGAUGUCAGCUGGGGGUCCUGGAGGUCCCAACCCUAAGAGCCAAUCCAAGGGCGGCCCCAAGGUGAAUGGUAACAACUCAGGAGGGCAAGGAGGAUGGUGGCCCGAGUGCACCUGUUCCAACCGGGACUGGUAUGACCAGGCAAACCCUCCCCCCAUCAUUGUGAAUGCAGACUCACUGGAUGCAGGCCCUUAUGUGAAUGGGAGUGAUGGCAUGUAUAAAUAUGAAGAAAUCAUUUUGGAGAGGGGUAACUCUGGCCUUGGGUUCAGCAUUGCUGGAGGAAUGGAUAAUCCACAUAUUCCUGAUGAUCCAGGAAUUUUUAUCACCAAGAUCAUCCCAGGAGGUGCCGCUGCCAUGGAUGGGAGACUAGGGGUAAAUGACUGUGUUCUGCGGGUGAAUGAUGUGGACGUGUCAGAGGUUGUGCACAGCAAGGCAGUAGAGGCUUUGAAGGAGGCAGGCCCAGUGGUCAGGUUGCUGGUGCGCAGAAGACAGGCUCCUCCUGAGACCAUUUUGGAGGUCAAUCUGCUCAAAGGGCCUAAAGGUCUUGGCUUCAGUAUUGCUGGGGGAAUAGGCAACCAGCACAUCCCGGGUGACAACAGUAUCUACAUCACUAAGAUCAUUGAGGGUGGUGCAGCACAGAAGGAUGGGCGUCUGCAGACGGGCGAUCGCCUAUUGGCUGUGAAUAACAUUAUACUUCAGGAUGUGCGUCAUGAGGAGGCUGUGGCCGCCCUGAAGAACACUUCAGACAUGGUUUAUCUGAAAGUGGCCAAACCGGGCCCAGUACAUCUCAACGACAUGUACGCCCCACCAGACUACUCCAGCAGUCUUGGCCUCCCUCCAGCCUUCCCCACCAUGGUGGACAACCACGUCGGACACAAUUCCAGCAUGGCUUACAUGGGGGGCAUGGAGCCUAAACCAGUGUACCAGCCGCCCCAGGUCACCCCAUCGCGGUACUCACCGGUCCCACGACACAUGCUGGGGGAGGAAGACUUCACCAGGGCCGAGCCCAUUUACAGUGCCAUCCACAAACCUCAUGGGGACACCAGCCCUCCCUCCCCCCAUCUGUGCAGCAGGGGGUCUGGGGAUGUGGGCUGCAGCCCCGCCCCGCCUGCUCUGUGUCAAAGCCUGGUCCCAUACACCGGCAGGGAGCCGCGGAAGAUCCUGCUGCACAAGGGUUCCACAGGCUUGGGAUUCAACAUUGUGGGCGGUGAGGACGGAGAGGGCAUCUUUGUGUCUUUCAUCUUGGCAGGAGGGCCAGCCGAUCUGAGUGGAGAGCUGAGGAGAGGAGACCGUAUCCUGUCGGUGAAUGGAGUAAACUUGCGCAACGCUACCCAUGAGCAGGCUGCAGCUGCACUGAAGAGGGCUGGACAGACGGUCACCAUCAUUGCCCAGUACAGACCAGAAGAAUACAGUCGUUUUGAGUCCAAGAUCCACGACUUGAGGGAGCAGAUGAUGAACAGCAGCAUGAGCUCUGGCUCCGGCUCCCUCCGCACCAGUGAGAAACGCUCCCUCUAUGUCAGGGCUCUUUUUGACUAUGACAGGACCAGGGACAGUUGCCUCCCCAGCCAGGGUCUGAGUUUCUCCUAUGGGGACAUCCUGCAUGUCAUCAAUGCCUCGGAUGAUGAGUGGUGGCAGGCACGGCUGGUUACACCCCAUGGGGAAAGUGAGCAAAUUGGGGUCAUACCAAGCAAGAAAAGGUACAGCACUGCCAACAGGCCCGGGGUGGAAAAGAAAGAGCGCGCACGGUUAAAAACAGUCAAAUUCCACGCAAGGACGGGCAUGAUUGAGUCCAACAGGGAGAUGUUUGGCAGAAUGAACGACAUAAGGCCAGUCAAGGUGAAGCGCAAAAAAAGCUUCAACCUAUCGCGCAAGUUCCCGUUUUACAAGAGCAAGGAGAAUAUAGUGCAGGAGUUGGUGGAGACUGAACAGUGCUUGACGUCCAACACCAGUGACAGUGAAAGCAGCUCCAAGGGUCAGGAAGACACAAUUCUCUCAUAUGAGCCAGUAAUUCGACAGGAGAUCCAUUACACAAGGCCUGUGAUUAUCUUGGGUCCGAUGAAGGACAGAGUAAACGAUGACUUGAUCUCAGAAUUUCCCCACAAGUUUGGAUCCUGCGUUCCACAUACAACUCGUCCUCGGCGAGAGAAUGAGAUGGACGGCCAGGACUACCACUUUGUGGGUUCAAGAGAGCAAAUGGAGAAGGACAUUCAGGACAACAAAUUUAUCGAGGCCGGCCAGUUCAACGAGAAUCUGUACGGGACCAGCAUCCUGUCUGUUCGGGCAGUGGCUGAAAGGGGCAAACACUGUAUCCUGGACGUGUCUGGGAACGCCAUAAAGCGACUGCAGCAAGCACAGCUCUAUCCAAUCGCCAUUUUCAUCAAGCCAAAAUCUGUUGAGGCCCUAAUGGAAUUGAAUAAGCGGCAGACGUACGAGCAAGCCAAUAAAGUCUUUGACAAGGCAAUGAAGCUGGAACAGGAGUUCGGAGAGUUUUUCACAGCCAUAGUCCAGGGUGACUCACUAGAUGAGAUCUAUAAUAAAAUCAAGCUGAUCAUAGAGGAGCAGUCAGGCCCUUACAUCUGGAUCCCGUCUGCAGAGAAGCUCUGAGCUGGCCGCCUCCACCUGACCCCCCCGUACCCACUCCUACCCGACACCUUCCCUCCUUCACUGAUAUGUUUCAUAUCAAGUUUUAGUGUCAUCAUUAUGUUACCCUCAAAUGAAAAUCGUCUUCUCACCAUUACUGUGACUGUGCACACCCCUGCAUGAGUUUCUCAGCAAUUCCAUUCAAGAUUGGAAAUGCCAUUCCUAACGAAAUCUUUUUGUCAUGUAAAACAAACAAAAAAAGGGAAACCUGAGCGAAUCAUUUCGGACAAGAUGAGAAUGUCUUAACGAAGUGACUUCGGGGAGUUGGAGAGCGGGAACCUUGUAUAUGUUCACUGAAAAAGACAUUGGAGGAUGCUGUGCGAGGGUUUUCUACGAGGACUACGCCUGCUGACGGUACCGUCGCUGCUCGUGCUCAUACGCAGAGAAACUUGUAAACUGAUGGUGAUCUUCAGUACUCACAAACCAGCUGGCUUCGAUCGGCUGCCUGGCCGUUUGUAUGUUCAGAGGCAGAACAAAAUGGAAAACGGGGUUUGAAGAAAUACAUUUAUAUUACUGAAAUCACAUGGAAAUAAAAAUCCUACAGAGAGAUUUUACUACAUAAUACGAAAUGAAUACGGUACACAUUUUACACUUAACUAGAACUGUCUACUUGGAGGGCUGUUAGAUUUCAUUUACUUGUCUUUGGGUUUUUGUGUUCUUUCUUUCUUGUGGUUUUAGCUGCUCUGUAUUAAAGAUGGGGGGUAGAGAGGUGUAACUGGGCUCUCUGCAGACCACCAAACUGCCUUACGACGACGAGUAAACGCUUCUGUAAAAUUUGUGGGGGGAUCAAUAAUAUUCAACCUAUCAGUGCUUAGCGGGAGACUCAGUUUUAGUGCUGUUUGUGAGUUUCCCGUCCAUCCUAUUGGAGGCCUAACUUGUGAGUGCAAUAGACUGAAGUGUCUUACCUCUGUAAAAUCCUUUUCUUUUUUCUUUUCGUUUUGCUUUGCUGUUUGUUUGUUUUUUUUUAACUUAAGCAAAAUCCAAUUUCGGCCACCAUUGGAGUUGAAAAGCAGACAGCCCACUUGCACUUCCUCUGCCUUCCAUGACUAUAUUCUCUUCAGACUGAACGGUAACAAGGUACUGUCCUGUUAGCUGCCCUGGAGUGCAGCCUUAAAACGGGUAGAAUCAAGACAAUAAUUGUAUUGGAUGUCCUUCUUAAUAUUAAAGCGUUAGUGGAGCCUGAAAUUGACAGUUUUCCCCAAGAACUCGACGAUGGUUUGAUUAAAUCUGUUCUUUGUAAUGACA